Molecule: messenger RNA, 1035 nt
Organism: Guyanagaster necrorhizus
Lineage: Eukaryota; Fungi; Basidiomycota; Agaricomycetes; Agaricales; Physalacriaceae
Exons: 1
Coding region: 1-1035 (344 amino acids)
Source: RefSeq, a predicted model, not a curated record
AUGCACCACUCGAGUCGCUAUUAUCAGCAUCGUCCAUCGCACCAGUCUCGCCCACAAACCCGGCCUCGCCCAAAACACAAAAUCUUCCCCCUUCUCAGUCUUCCAAUGGAGCUUAUCCUCGAGAUCAUCACCUACGCUGCAUCACCAGUGUUCUUCAAUGAGAAGGACGUCAGCAUAGUGAAACCAUCAUACAGCGCAGCUAUAGCGAUGGCAUGCGUAUCCUAUUUCAUGUACCAGCAGACGAUGCCCCAUCUACUACACACCGUCAUACUCAAUUCCGAAGAUGAUCUCGCGUUGUUCGCGCGCACAGUUCGUCUUCACCACCAAGGUCGAGUAUUCAAACGUCUUUCAUUUGCCCCACUCCCGGUUCGACGCUUCUGGUGCUCAGAGUCGUAUGAAGCUCUCGUUGAUCGGAACAAUAACGUCGACUAUUCCUCUCUAUACCAAGUCAUCUGCCACGCAAAGUCCAUCGGCUUGCCCGUUCAUGGGAUGCAUUUGCUGUAUAAUGGCGUUACUAGCGACGGUGCGAAUCCAAGCCAGGACUGGAGAUGCCGACGCGUGACUUUUGAGGGACAAAGUCUGAGAUGGAAGCCGAUCACAUCCUCCGGCGAAGGGGCUACGUUCUUGGGGAAAAUCACCCAUCUUUCCAUGUGGGUGCCUUAUCAUGAUCUGUCGAAGGUUCCUCCAGAGGAAUACCCAUUCGCGAACUGGGUGCAGAACAUCCCAUUCCACAUGAUGCCCAAUCUCCGGCAUUUCUCGUUUCCGCUUUUAGUAGAUCAAAGGCGAUAUGGAAGCAAGGUUGGAUACUCGAUGAUGCUUGUGUACUGUGCGCCCCACGGACAGGAGUUCAAUCCUGUCGCGUUUCGUGACUGGGCCAGAAGUCCAAAAUUCUGGACUUACGGAUGGCAAGUAAAGCUCCAGAUAACGCCAAAAAUAGUGCCAUCUGCACGUGAAGAUUGGGUUGUCGGUUACGUUUUGGACGAGGCUGAGCGUGUUUGGAAGGAAGUCGACAAGAUGCUGAAAGUAAAACAUUAA